GCAUACCCUUCUCUUCCUUUCCCUCCAUCUUCCCCGAGUCGCGACGAUGCGCACUCCCUCCAUCUACAGCCAGGACGACCCCUUGACCGCGGCUCUUCAGCCUGACCCCGGCGAGACCGACAAUGAGCGCAGGAUGCGCGUCUUCCGCGAAGCGGAGGCAAAACGCAUUUCCGAGCAGAUUGAUGAGGACAUUCGCCAGGAGCGCGAGCGCAUGAAGAGGUCGAAGGGCGACGUGAAGCUGCUACUGCUUGGUCAGGCGGAGAGCGGGAAGUCGACCCUCCAGAAGCAGUUUCAAUUGAUGUACCGCCCGCAUUCCAUCGACCAGGAGCGAUCCUCCUGGCGCACAGUCAUCUACUACAACGUCGUGCACUCUCUCAGGCACAUUAUGACCAGCCUGGAGCAGUUCGAGGAGGGCUCCGAGAACGCACCUCUUGACGAUGGCGCGUCGGUCUACUCCCGCUACCCGAAUGGCACCGAGUCCUCGCCCUCGACCUCGUUCACAAAGCCGAGCUCUCUGAACGGAUACGCAUCCUCGACUCACCAAGCUCCCCUCUCACCUAGUACUCCCCCACCUAUCUCUGGAAAAGACCCUCGAAUGGCGCAGAUCGCAUAUCUCCGUCGACGACUGGCGCCGCUCAUCUCCACCGACGCUGCCUUAGCCGACCGCCUGAGCGGUGGUAUCAACGUCUCAGGACCUGGCAAGGGCGGUGUGCUGGUUCGGAGCGGAUGGCAGGCGCGGACGAUCGAGAACGCGCUGAAUAAGACGAAGUGGGCGCGGCGCAUGUCCUCCGAGGGCAAGCCCGUCGAGCGCGACAGCUUCGACAUUGUGCACGACAGCCUUGUUCUGGAGGUUGGCCGCAUGCUCGACAUAUGCAAGGAAGACAUCAAGGCGCUCUGGAGUCAUCCACUCGUGAAGAUGCUCAUCUCGAAGCGCAAGCUCAAGCUCGAUGAGUGGUCUGAAUUUUUCUUGAAGCAUAUAUCCCGCGUCGCGGCUGCCGAUUACCUACCGACCAUCGACGAUAUACUGCACGCUCGAGUGCAGACCAUGGGUGUGGCAGAGCACGUAUUCGACGUCAACAUCCACGGCAAGUCGGUGACCUGGCACCUUUUCGAUGUGGGAGGUGCACGAGGCCAGCGCCACUCGUGGGUACCGUACUUCGAUGACGCCAAUGCCAUUAUCUUCGUCGCACCAGUCAGCGCAUUUGAUCAGUACUUGGAAGAGGACCCGCGAACGAAUCGGAUCGAUGAUUCCUUGCAACUUUUCACCCAAAUCUGUUCGAAUGCGCUACUGAAGAGUGUACAUCUGGUCCUGUUCCUGAACAAAACCGAUCUUCUCAAGGCGAAACUGGACGCUGGUUUGAGGGUAUCGAAGUACAUCACGUCCUUCGGCAACCGCUCCAACGACUACGAGACUGCUGUCCAGUACUUCCGUGCGCACUUCCUGCAGGUGCACAGAAGAAAUAACGAGAACCGCCGGGUUCUGUACACGCACUUCACGAGCGUUGUCGAUACCAAAGCAACACAACGCAUCAUUGGCAACGUCCGGGACUCGAUUUUCCGAGGUUACCUUCAGUCUGCCGCUCUCGUUUGAUCGCUCUCCGUCGUCGUCGCACUCGCAAACCUUGUUCAUAUUUAUCGUCGCUUACCAAAGGGCCUCUUGUAGCUGUAUUCUCCGGACAGCACCCAGCCAGCAAUUGUACGUCACUACCACACAAUCGUUCUCGAACCCGAUAUCCCUUUUCUGGUGCUGUUUUCGGUAUUGUACCAUCACCGCCGCUGGCGUAAUUUAUUCCUUCUUUACAUUCAUCGUCCGCCCUUACACCCAGCAUCCUCUUCACAUGCACUCAUCCUAGGCCUCCGUUCCUUUACGCACGUAUUUUGCCGGCUUCUGUAUGUGGCUCGACUGGUUUCCUCCGCUACGGCGCUUUCUGCUGUACGAUAAUUCGCACCCCUUCGCUAGAUUGUCGACCAUUGUCAAUCGAUAUGGUGACCCUUAUGCCUCACGGCG
This is a messenger RNA of Schizophyllum commune H4-8, 2008 nucleotides long. RefSeq names its product G-alpha-domain-containing protein. NCBI's taxonomy places the organism in Eukaryota, Fungi, Basidiomycota, Agaricomycetes, Agaricales, Schizophyllaceae. The record is from RefSeq and is a predicted model, not a curated record. Gene Ontology annotation, molecular function: G-protein beta/gamma-subunit complex binding; G protein-coupled receptor binding; GTPase activity. Gene Ontology annotation, biological process: adenylate cyclase-modulating G protein-coupled receptor signaling pathway. Bases 47 to 1591 code for a protein of 514 amino acids. The transcript is spliced from 9 exons. Gene Ontology annotation, cellular component: heterotrimeric G-protein complex.